CCCCAACCUCCGCCACUUCCCGCCGACUUUCGUCACUAAUCAUCACCACCUCCUAUAGUAUUGUGUGGGACGAGAUAACUCUACCUUUUCUCAUCAUACAAUCAUGGCCAGCACCGUAGGAAAGACCAUUACUUGCAAGGCUGCCAUCGCCUGGGCUGCCGGUGAGCCUCUGUCCGUCGAGGAUGUCGAGGUCGCUCCCCCCAAGGCCCACGAGGUCCGCAUUCAGAUUCACCACACUGGUGUCUGUCACACCGAUGCCUACACCCUGUCCGGUAAGGACCCGGAGGGUGCUUUCCCUAUCGUCCUGGGCCACGAGGGUGCGGGUAUCGUCGAGUCCGUCGGCGAGGGUGUGACCUCCGUCAAGCCCGGUGACUACGUGAUUGCUCUCUACACCCCCGAGUGCCGUGAAUGCAAGUUCUGCAAGUCCGGCAAGACCAACCUUUGCGGCAAGAUCCGUGCUACCCAGGGUAGGGGUGUCAUGCCCGACGGCACCUCCCGCUUCAAGGCCCGCGGCAAGGAUAUCCUGCACUUCAUGGGUACCUCGACCUUCUCCCAAUAUACCGUCGUCGCCGAUAUUUCGGUCGUCGCGGUGACCCCCAAGAUCGCCACCGACCGCGCCUGUUUGCUGGGCUGUGGUAUCACCACCGGUUACGGUGCGGCCGUCGAGACCGCCAAGGUCGAGGAGGGCUCUAACGUGGCCGUCUUCGGUGUCGGCUGUGUCGGUCUGUCCGUCGUCCAGGGUGCUGUCAAGAACAAGGCUGGCAUGAUCAUUGCCGUCGACGUGAAUGAUGGCAAGGAGGCCUGGGCUCGCAAGUUCGGUGCUACCCACUUUGUCAACCCUACCAAGCUCCAGGGCAAGACUAUCCAGGAGCACCUGAUUGAGAUGACCGAUGGUGGUUGCGACUACACCUUUGACUGCACUGGUAACGUCGGUGUGAUGCGUGCUGCCCUCGAGGCCUGCCACAAGGGUUGGGGUGAGAGUAUCAUUAUCGGUGUCGCUGCUGCUGGCCAGGAGAUUUCCACUCGCCCAUUCCAAUUGGUUACCGGUCGUGUGUGGAAGGGCUGUGCCUUCGGUGGUAUCAAGGGUCGCACCCAGCUGCCCGGUCUCGUGGACGACUACCUGAACGGCAAACUCAAGGUGGACGAGUUCAUCACCCACCGUGAGCCCCUCUCGGCCAUCAACACUGCCUUUGAGCAAAUGAAGGCUGGCGACUGCGUUCGCUGCGUGGUGGAUAUGAAAUAGACUUGUGAUAUGUGACGUAGUUGAUGACGAUCCCAAAAAGGCUCGAUGUGAAAUUAUGAAUUCCCUUUUGUUGUGAUGAACCCGAUGUUGGGUUGAGAUUGAUGAAAAUAUUGUAAACUUUGUCAUCCCACUGGAACCAAAUUGUGGAAGGGAUGUGAAAUGAUUUUAGUAGAAAUUGAAAAGUCCGCAAGGUCCUCAUCCCAGGCACCUUGGGGGUUUGGCAUGACCAUGAACCA
This is a messenger RNA of Penicillium brasilianum, 1479 nucleotides long. Lineage: Eukaryota; Fungi; Ascomycota; Eurotiomycetes; Eurotiales; Aspergillaceae. The record is from the annotation of a GenBank genome assembly.